GUCAAUACUGAUAGACGUUACAACCGAAAAACAAUUAGAUUUAACUUUUAACUAUGUUAGUGAGGAUGAAUUUAAUCUGAAGUCAUCACAGGAAAUACAGAAAGAACACUCGAAAUUUUCAUUAUCAUUGGAUUUCAAACUUCAAGAAAAAUGUUCUUCAUCUGAUGAUCUAAGUCUUAAGGGGUGGGAUGAAGCUGUAAAUAAGUUACAUUUCAGCGAAACUGAUUCAGAACUUUUAAAAAAUGUAAAGAAAUUGAUGAAAUUAACUCUGCCAAAGUUCGUUUUAAUUGGGGUGUCUAUAAUAGCCUGA
Molecule: messenger RNA, 310 nt
Organism: Funneliformis geosporum
Lineage: Eukaryota; Fungi; Glomeromycota; Glomeromycetes; Glomerales; Glomeraceae
Source: the annotation of a GenBank genome assembly